Messenger RNA from Melanaphis sacchari, 4553 nucleotides. RefSeq names its product protein ELYS-like. The transcript is spliced from 20 exons. The coding region runs from base 337 to 4206 and encodes 1289 amino acids. Lineage: Eukaryota; Metazoa; Arthropoda; Insecta; Hemiptera; Aphididae. Gene Ontology annotation, molecular function: protein binding. The record is from RefSeq and is a predicted model, not a curated record.
CAGUGCUCUUGGGCGCCAAGAUAAAAUUUUAUAAAGUUAUGGAUAUUUUAUACUACAAGUUUAUUUGUGCCACUAUUUCGAUUUCGAGUUCUUGCAUCUAAACGUUUUCGGUGUUGUGCACGGUGCACGUCACAGUUUUUUUUUUUAAAGCAGUUUUUUGAUUUAUCUAGUUUACAGUGUUCGCCAAAGACGUUUCUUCAGACCAGGAACAACAUUAAUCAAAAUAUUGUUGUGGUUAUAAUAAUAUUAUAUUAAAUGGAAUUCGCCGACAACAUAUUAACACGUAUGUAAUUCAUUGAAGACAUAAUAUCGUGAUUGUUCGAAGUCACGUUAACUAUGUCUAAUUCGACGCUGGCAAUGAAAGUGUUAGAAACUCAUAAAAUCCCGUUCCUUUCUGGAUUGGAUCGCAAUAAUGCGAGAGGCGGUUGGAUUGACAGCACUCAAUAUGCAUGGUUCACUAACGAGGCCAACCUCUAUCUCUACUCGACGAAAACUAAGUGUGUUGAGUAUUCCAGAUCGUUCAGUGACAUUCAAACCAACAAAUCGUUAAAGAUAACCUUUGUCAAAGAAUUACACAAUAGCAAAAAAAUAAAUAAUUUAUUAUUAGUUGGAUGUUCAUUUAAAUCUUCUGGCAUAUUGUUUAUAUGCCUAUUACCAAAAUUAACCACAAUUUGUUGUAUUGCUUUACCAAGUCCUGUAUCAUUUAUAUCAAAGAUACUAAAUAAAUCACUUCCUAACAAUCAACUUAGUAAUGAAUUAAAACAAAUGUCUACUAUAUUGUUAGUUGGUAUGGCAACAGGAGAAGUUUAUGCAAUCGAUUUAAAAGAACAUUACAUUAAAAACCAAUUGGAAAAGAAUAAAAUUGAUGUAAAUGAAUUAAAGCUUAAUAAAUUAUUCAUUAUAAAGAAAAAUUGUGAUUAUCAAAAAGUUGAGCAGAUGAGUAAUGACAACGACUACCAUUUAGCAAUGUUAAUUAAUGAAAAUUUUUGUACUUAUUAUAGAAAAAAAUACAGUGACAAACUAGACUUCAGCGUAUCUAGUUUAUUAUUUAAUGGAAACAUUAAUGCUGUUGCUAUAGGAUAUUCCACAGGUCACUUACAAUUAUGGGACUGUACACUUAUGCAAUCAAUUUGUGAAUUAAAAAAGCCUAUAUAUGAUAUGCCAAUAACCCAUUUUCAUUUUCUUGAACCACCUGUUGAUCCAAAAAAUAUUUGUUAUCUUUGGGUUAUUCAAUCAAAUAAUUCUGAACUUCCAAAUGCAAUGAUGAUUGCUUUAAACUAUGAACAAAAAAUUAUGAUGUCAAAUGGCUGUUGGUUAUACAAAGUAAACAAAAAAAAUUGUAUACAAUUAAAAAUGACACUAUGGAAAGAAACUGGAUUUGGUCAAUGUAUAGCCGCAUCAACUUUAUGUGAUGACGCCUGGGUCAGAAAUGACAAUGGUUUUGAGAAACGUUCUGAAAUUAAAUUAUUUGGCAUGUUAAUGGAAAUUUAUCGAUAUUCAAAUGCAAGCCCUGAAUAUUACAUUUUUUUGUUUGAUAUUAACCAGUGGUACAAAGCCCAGAAGCCAAAAAUAAUAAGUCAUUUUAAAGUAUCAAGUUCCUAUGCUUCUUUUGUGAAAUUGUCUUAUAAUAUUAAUCAUAUAGAUUUAAAUACUUAUGAUGAAACAUUACGCCCAUUUAAUUAUAAUUAUAGAAUUAAUUUUGAAGAACUUUAUUAUCCAUCUUCAACAUAUUUUGAAAUGUUGGAUCAAUUACUUUUAAAAAAUUGGAGCUUGUUAAUAUAUCCAAAGUUAAUAUUCAACCAGUGUUUAUUAGCAAAUUUAAGACCAUUUUUUUGGGAUAAAUCAGAUAAUUAUCUAAAUUACAGUUUGCCUGAUAAAGUAAAUUUUGUAGUUUCUAUUCUAGUAGAAAACAACAUUAUGUCAAUUUUUAAUGCAUGUACUGAAGAAUAUAAAAAUGGAACUAAUGGUUCUUCUGAAGCAAUGCUUUUAUUAAUGCAAUGUCUUUGGAAUCACUUUAAACUUGUCAAAAAAUAUGCUGAUCAAUUAUGUGAUUCUUUAUUUGACUGCUCAGAUAAGAUAUUUUGCAAUAAAAAUGAAAGAAUGUUAUAUAAUUGUUUGUCUCAAAUGUUGCAAAUCUUAAAUUUUUAUGAAAGUUUGCAUUCUAUUGACGACAUUCAAAUAUUAAAUGUUGACUUAGUUUAUCAAGAAAAAAUAAUGAAGUCAGCUACUCAAUAUUUGCAUGCACUUAAUUAUUUUCUCAGUUUAAAACUCUUACCAAAACAAGAAAAUUCUGUGUGUCAAACUAUACAAUUUGAUUUUAAUUCUCUUAUCCAGUAUUCCAAUAAACGUCGAAUGGACUUUGGAGAUUUACAAUUAUAUCUUAUUGACGUUGUUAUUACAAAUGAAACUAAUGGAUAUAAAUCAAUCGAACUAUGUCAACAUGAAUGUGUUAAAGAAACUAAAAGCUUGUAUCCACCUUCCAAUGUUCAAAGUCUAUUAAUGGUUUAUUUGAAUACUGAACUCUUGAACACUGUCAAAGAUUUUAUUAUUGCUUACUUUUUGAUUGAUGCCUGUUAUUUGCAAAAUUUGAAUGAAACAACUACAAAUCUUUUGCGCAACGUUUCUUAUAAAAAUGAACGAUUGUACAAACUUUGUAAUGCCAGCUGGUUUUUAGAUCAUGACAUGUUUGAAGAUGCUAUGCUUAUCUUUGCCAGUUAUAAUGAAUGGUUGAUUGAUGAUGAAUCUUGGAAUUGGUUUCAUUGGAGUGUCAUGAAGCUACUAGUAUUUAAAGAACAAUAUUACUGGGCACAAUAUUACUUAAAUCUCUUUAAAAUAAAAUUAAUCUCUCUUGAUGAUCAUAAAUUUUAUGUCAAUUUACUUAUAAGGAAUAGAAAUUGUUUUGAUGCUUUGUGUUACAUGCAUUCAAGAGAUAUGAAUGAAAAAAAUAUUUUAUUUGAAAAUAUUUUUGAACAAUGCAGAAAUACUAACCAAUUGCAACGAAUUCUCAACUAUCCUUUAGAUGAAAACGAAAAAGUCUUAUUUGUUUCUUGUUUACAAAAAUUUGAUGACACUAAAUCAAUUCAUUUAAAAUUUUUAUUACAAGAACAAAGGUAUUCGGAAGCCCUUGAAAUACACAAAUCGAUAGCCAAAACAAAAAAUGUUUGUAUCACAACUGGUUUGAUGAACACAUUUACAAACAUACCUCCAAUUAACAGAAGAGAACUCAAUAAAAAAAUAUAUUCUGAUGAAGAAACCACUAAGUUUUGGUUUAUGAUGGGUACAAAUCUUAUUAAUUUCAAAAACACGACUCCCAUAAGAAAAAACAAUAAAUCUUUUCAAAUUAAUCUUAUUAUACCAGAUGUCAAAUAUAAAGAUGAAAAUAUUGACAAACUAGAAGAAUCCGAUGUUAUACUUGGUGAAGCAACUGAUGAAAUGAAUUUAGGAGAACUAAAUAUUACAUUAAGAAGUGAAGAACAUUUACAAAAACUAGAUUAUGUCACACUUGAUGAAACAACUGAUAAAAAUAAUUCAGUAAAACCAGUUAUUUUAAACGAAAAUGAAAAAAAAUUAGAUGAACACAAUUUUGCCAUACUUAAUAAAGCAGCUGAUGAAAAUAAUUCAUUAGGAUCAUUAAUUUUACACGAAAGUGGAAAAAAAUUAUAUGAACCCGAUUUUGUCAUAGUUAAUGAAGCAACUGAUAAAAAUAAUUCAGACAAAUCUGAUAUUGCACAUGACUGUGAAUAUAAAGAAAAUUUAGAAGAACCAAAUGUCAUAUUCUCCGAUGGAAGUGAACAAAGUAGAGGGAAAUUGGUUUCACUAAUCAAAAAUAGAAAAAUAGAAAAUGAUAAUAGGGUAGAUCUCCAUAAUGUAAAAUAUCUUAGAGAUUGGCUCUUUAAUACAUUAGAAAAUCCUACUCCUUAUUUUAAUAGCCUUACUGAAGAGCAUCAUUCAAAUGAUAAUAAUCAAAUGUGGGAUGGUGAAAAUGAAAAUACUCUUGGUAAUGUAAUUGAUGAUGACAAAACUUCUUUUAUAAUUAAAGAAGAUUGUUGUGUAACCAAAGCAUUAGAAGAAAAUACAGCCGAAAAUUCAAAUAUACCUUUUUAUUUUGAAGAAGACAUUGAAAAUUGUAAAGAUGAUUUAUGUGAUGAUCCAAACAAAGAUUAUCAUGAUGAUGAGUAUACCCUUUUUAACAAUAUUUUUUUGUGAAUUGCCAAAAAAUGAACAUAAUCCUCUACCUGAAUACAGUUUUUAUCAUUUUAAUAUGAUUGGAAAUAAAGAAAAUCAACUAGAAAUAUGUGAAACACCGUUUCAGCAAACAUCAGUUUUUUUUUAUGAAUCACAUUUAGACGAUUUUAGUUUAGAAACACAUGCAGAAAAAAGUAGAACCCGAGAUUCAACUGUAGAUAACCAUGAAGAAAUAGUUACUGAUGAUAUAUCAGAAAAAAACUGAAUCAUCUUGUAUUUCUCAAAAUAUGGAUAAUGUAAAAACUUACUUACAUUAAAAAAAAAAAAAAAAAUAAUAAGUGAAUUAAAACAAUUAAAAAAAUAGUGAA